Messenger RNA from Periophthalmus magnuspinnatus, 2236 nucleotides. RefSeq names its product phosphatidylinositol glycan anchor biosynthesis, class M (gene pigm). Bases 180 to 1421 code for a protein of 413 amino acids. Gene Ontology annotation, biological process: GPI anchor biosynthetic process. Gene Ontology annotation, molecular function: alpha-1,4-mannosyltransferase activity; GPI mannosyltransferase activity. The transcript has 9 exons. The record is from RefSeq and is a predicted model, not a curated record. Gene Ontology annotation, cellular component: membrane; glycosylphosphatidylinositol-mannosyltransferase I complex. Lineage: Eukaryota; Metazoa; Chordata; Actinopteri; Gobiiformes; Gobiidae.
AGCGUAAAAGAAGAACACGUGCCACUGUAAACUUCCUGCUUUACUCAUGCCUUCUUAACUGUCAAAUAAUGUACAUUUUUUUCCAAUAUAUGUAUGCUUUAAGUUCAUGAUUUUGCUAAAAUGUUAAUCGGACUGUAAACCAAACCCGUAAAGGCUCUGCUGCUCGUACUGAAGAGGAGAUGGAGAGGCUGAUCACAAAACUGACCCAGAAACGCGUCCUUUUCCCGGUGUCCUUCGCUGUGAGGCUGGCUCUGGUGCUUUAUGGAGACUACCAGGACAAAACAAUGGUGCUGAAAUACACUGACAUUGACUACCAUGUGUUCACAGAUGCAGCCAGAUUUAUCACUGUGGGACAGUCUCCCUACAACAGAUCCACGUACCGGUACACGCCGCUCGUCGCGUGGAUACUCACUCCAAACAUUUACCUUUUCAUGGCUUUUGGUAAAAUCCUCUUCAUUUUGUGUGAUGUGUUGUCAGGACUUCUCAUAUACAAAAUACUGCGCCUGCGUGGAGUGAGCUCAGAGAGUUCUCUGGGUGUUAGUUCCCUGUGGCUGUUGAACCCUUUGCCAAUGGGAGUGUCCAGUCGAGGAAAUGCAGAGUCCAUUCUGGCUGCUCUUGUGUUGGGAACAUUACUCUGCAUGGAAGCUCGGCGGCUGACAUGUGCCGCUCUCCUCUUUGGUCUCUCUGUCCAUAUGAAGAUCUACCCAGUCACUUACACGCUGCCCAUCAUUUUAACUCUACGGACACGGGACACAGCAGCAAACAAGCACAAAACUACAUCAAAAUGGAGGAGUUUAACAGGAUUCAUCACUUCCUUCAUCAAUAAGGAACUGUUCAUGUUUGCCAGUGUUUCAGGGGGAGUUUUCUGUAUCCUCACUGCACUCUUCUAUCACAUGUACGGGUGGGAGUUUCUCCAUGAGACUUAUCUUUAUCAUUUAACAAGACGUGACAUCAGACACAACUUCUCCCCAUACUUCUACAUGAUCUAUCUCACUGCAGACACUCGGUGGAGCCAUUUGCUUGGUCUUGCAGCGUUCCUCCCUCAGCUCCUGCUCCUGCUGAUCUUGUCCUGGGUGUUUCAUUCAGACUUGGCAUUCUGCUGUUUUCUGAACACUGCUGUAUUUGUGUCAUUCAACAAAGUCUGCACCUCACAGUACUUUCUGUGGUACUUGUGUUUACUUCCUCUGGUCAUUCCUCGCCUCAGCCUCUCAGUGAAACAAGGCUUAGGGCUGCUGCUGCUCUGGUUUUCAGGACAGGGCGUUUGGUUGGCCCCGGCCUACUUCCUGGAGUUCGAAGGUCACAACACGUUCCUGUGGAUCUGGCUUGCUGGGCUGCUCUUCUUAGUCAUCAACUGCUUCAUUCUCGUACAGAUCAUUUCCCAUUACAAACCACAGCCUCCACGGACCCUGAAAACAGACUGACGCUCUCACGCCAUUUUGCCACGCCUGACCAAAACUCUGAGUGUGUUUCAUAUCAUACACUGGACUUUGUAAAUAUCUUUUCACAUAAAUGUUUUUUUAAGAGUUUGACAUCUUUUUGUUAAAGCUAAAUGGAACCCAGACACUGCGCUGCGGCAGCCUUAACUGUGUCGGCUGAAAUAUGGGUUAAAAGCAAAUAAUACAUUUUUCUUUGCUAUGGCAACAGGAAAGUAAAAGUUAUUAAAGCCCUAAUCUUCUCUCUCUCUCUCUCUCUCUCUCUCUCUCUCUCUCUCUCUCUCUCUCUCUAUCUCUCUAUCUCUAUCUCUAUCUCUAUCUCUAUCUCUAUCUCUAUCUCUAUCUCUAUCUCUAUCUCUAUCUCUAUCUCUAUCUCUCUCUCUCUCUCUCUCUCUCUCUCUCUCUCUCUCUCUCUCUCUCUUUUUACUGUCAGUUUAUAGAGCUUUUUUAUUUGCAUUAAAUUUGAAAGCACACUAUUUUAAAGUUGCACUUUGUAACUUUUCUGCUGUUGGUGGUGGGAUUUUGCCACUAGUUUAUCUCCAUGGAGAGGUUAUUGCAUUGUUUAAAAUGCUCCACAAAUGACAUUAAAGUGGAUAUGACAGGUUUUGAUGAUUCUGUAAUUUUGACUUAAUCUGGUGGGAUGAUACCUUCUGUAAAUAUAAAUUAUAGAUUUACACCAAUCAAGAAGUAGCUUUAUGAAGAAAAGUAGAAAAAUAUGUUGAAAAUUACAGAAGUAGAGAGUCCCAACUGAUGACAUCACACUGUGAGAAUUCUGCCCAACCGUCAGACACAAUUUACAGGAG